This is a messenger RNA of Poecile atricapillus (Black-capped chickadee), 1864 nucleotides long. RefSeq names its product heparan sulfate 2-O-sulfotransferase 1 (gene HS2ST1). Gene Ontology annotation, molecular function: heparan sulfate 2-sulfotransferase activity. Lineage: Eukaryota; Metazoa; Chordata; Aves; Passeriformes; Paridae. The transcript is spliced from 7 exons. Bases 214 to 1284 code for a protein of 356 amino acids. Gene Ontology annotation, cellular component: membrane. The record is from RefSeq and is a predicted model, not a curated record.
CGCGGCGGGGGCCGGGCCGCGCGGGCGGGGCGGGCGCUGCGGGCCGUGCGCGCGGCGAUGUGAGAGCGGCGGCGCCGGGCCCUGUCCGCGCCCCCGGCCGCGCUCCCUCCGUCCCUCCUCGCCCGCGCCGUCCCCGCGGCUCCCGCCGGCCCUCGCGGGCCGGGCCCCGCGUUAUGUCGUGAUCCCGGGCGGGCGGCGCUGCUGCUGCUGCUCAUGGGGCUGCUCAGGAUUAUGCUGCCGCCCAAGUUGCAGCUGCUGGCGGUGCUGGUCUUCGGGGUGGCCGUGCUGUUCCUGGAGAACCAGAUCCAGAAGCUGGAGGAGUCCCGCGGCAAGCUGGAAAGGGCUAUUGCAAGACAUGAAGUCAGAGAAAUAGAGCAACGUCAUACAGUAGAUGGUCCCCGACAAGACGUGACACUGGAUGAAGAAGAUGAUGUGGUAAUUAUUUAUAACAGAGUACCCAAGACUGCCAGCACAUCCUUCACAAAUAUUGCCUAUGAUCUCUGUGCGAAGAACAAAUACCAUGUUCUACAUAUCAAUACAACCAAAAAUAAUCCUGUUAUGUCUCUGCAAGAUCAGGUCCGAUUUGUGAAGAAUGUGACUUCCUGGAAGGAGAUGAAGCCAGGAUUUUACCAUGGCCAUAUAUCGUACCUGGACUUCGCCAAAUUUGGUGUUAAAAAGAAACCAAUUUACAUAAAUGUCAUAAGAGAUCCUAUAGAACGCCUAGUUUCUUAUUAUUACUUUCUGCGCUUUGGAGAUGAUUACAGACCAGGGCUACGGAGGCGAAAACAGGGGGAUAAAAAGACCUUUGAUGAGUGUGUGGCAGCUGGAGGUUCCGACUGUGCUCCAGAGAAACUUUGGCUUCAAAUUCCAUUCUUCUGUGGCCACAGCUCAGAAUGCUGGAAUGUGGGAAGCAGAUGGGCUUUGGAACAAGCCAAAUACAAUCUGAUUAAUGAAUACUUCCUUGUGGGAGUUACUGAAGAGCUUGAAGACUUUAUCAUGUUAUUGGAGGCAGCUUUGCCCCGGUUCUUCAGGGGUGCCACAGAACUAUACAGGACAGGAAAGAAGUCGCAUCUUAGGAAAACAACUGAGAAAAAACUUCCCACAAAAGAAACUAUUGCCAAGCUACAGCAGUCUGAAAUCUGGAAAAUGGAGAAUGAGUUCUAUGAAUUUGCACUGGAGCAAUUUCAGUUUGUCAGAGCACAUGCAGUUCGGGAAAAAGAUGGAGAAUUGUAUAUUCUGGCUCAAAACUUUUUCUAUGAAAAGAUUUACCCUAAAUCAAACUAAGAAUGCUAUACUGUUAGAUUUAUGGACCUAAAUCUUUGGUCACAUCAUCAUCUUAGUCUUCAGCCAUGGAAACUAGAUUGCUUGUAGACCUCCAAGACAUUUCUUUACACGAGAAAAGUGGGUUGUGGAUCACCUCCAGGGCUUUGGAUAUAGCUGUGUUGGUAAUCCAGAAGCAAAGGCUUCAUUUCUUUUAUCUAACUAAUACUUUCAGUGGGAAUCAAUAUCCUUAACCUGAAGAAAUCUACACGGUAAUUUGGAGCAAUUAAUACAUGGCAGUUCUAUUUGAAAAUAUAAACAAUCAAAAAAACACUUUUGUUGAUGCUCUUUUUAAUUUUCAGAGCAAUUUAUUUUCAUUUAUACUUCUGUGAAGACGAAAUCAUUUUCCCCAGCUUUCGACAUGGAAAUUUUGGUUGUAUACAGUAUGAGUAGUCCUGAUAACUGGUUGACAUCUGUGCUUUGUUUUUGAGAAUCAUGUCACGUGAUAUUAAUUGGGAUGGUUAAUCAUGUUCUGCUGAGAAAUGCUGCUGCUGCUGGAAUUGCCCAUAUUUAUAUAUGUGGUUUUAUUAAAAAAUUACAACUA